AAAAAAAAAUUCAGUUUUUAAAUUAUCCUGUCUGUCUUUCAAACACUAUACCCUUUUUCUGAAAUCUGAAAACAAAAUUUUCUCAAAUUCGUAUUUAAAAACAAAAAAAAAGUAAAAUCCAUUGUAACCCAGAAAUAUUAACACAUAAUGACACAAAAGCAUAAUGAUUUCUCUCCCAUAAGUAACACGCGGGACGAAUAUAAUUGGGAUUAUGGUAAAUAUAAUCCUAUUGCGAAUUGUGUCAGUUAUGAUCUCUGUGAUAACUUUGAUGGUUGUGAAAACAUUUACGCCCAACAACCACGACGUCGUCGCCCUAUUUUGCCGAGAUCCUGGUUUGGUCGUCCUACAGCGCCGCCAGAAAGCGCCACGACCUACAAAUGUUCUUACUACCGCAAGUGCUACAGCAAACGUUGUCCAAUUUGGCCUAGAAAUCAUUUCCAUAGAUCAUGUGCGCCACCAUCUCAUUGCACAAUGAAUCAGUUGUCUUAUGCAUGCCGCUUGAGGUAUAAUAUGUGGUAUUAAAUAUGAUACUUCUAGUUGUGUCAAAAUUAAAUUAAAUAAAAAGUGAAAAUAUGUAUUUAAAAAUA
Zeugodacus cucurbitae (melon fly) is the source of this 587-nucleotide messenger RNA. RefSeq lists its product as uncharacterized. Bases 148 to 522 code for a protein of 124 amino acids. The record is from RefSeq and is a predicted model, not a curated record. Lineage: Eukaryota; Metazoa; Arthropoda; Insecta; Diptera; Tephritidae. The transcript is spliced from 2 exons.